Molecule: messenger RNA, 3023 nt
Organism: Arvicanthis niloticus (Nile rat)
Lineage: Eukaryota; Metazoa; Chordata; Mammalia; Rodentia; Muridae
Gene: Tpbgl
Product: trophoblast glycoprotein like
Biological process (GO): negative regulation of canonical Wnt signaling pathway
Cellular component (GO): plasma membrane
Molecular function (GO): protein binding
Source: RefSeq, a predicted model, not a curated record
GGGGAAAGAAGCAAGUCAGAGCUUGGGGAGCCAAACUUCUCAGCAGCUCGUGAACUAGAGAGCAGGGGAACAAGAGAGCGCAGCGGCCCUAAGCCUGCUCGGGAGCCUCCCACCCCGCCUCCCUCGGCGAGGAGGUGCGGAGACUCCGCUGGGGGCGGAGGAGGCGGCCGGGAGGCGGGGAGGGGGAGGCAAACCCUGCCCACUCGGCUCGGAGCCCGGAACGGCCGCGGAAGUCGGAGGCCGGAGCGCAGGGCGACGAGGGCAACGGGGGCGGGGGGCUCCGCUCCCUGCCUGACCCCUGUCGCCCCAAGCCAUCAAAGUGAAGGCUCCUCGGACUUUACAAGCCGGAGGACGGACCGGUUGGAACUGUCAGCUGCUCCGGGUCAAGGUCUAGCCCACCGCCACCCUCCAGUGCCACCCCCAUCCCAUCAUCUCCAAACGCUCCCAACUCACUGGUGAGCGCUGCGGGCCGGGGGCUGGAUGCGGGGACGGCCGCGAUGGCCCCGCGCGCGGGACAGCGGGGGCUCUGGAGCCCGCUGCCAGGGCUGCUGCUCUUGGUGGCGGCGCUGAGCCGACCCGCCGCGCCCUGUCCCUUCCAGUGCUACUGCUUCGGCAGCCCCCGGCUGCUGUUGCGCUGCGCAUCGGGCGCGGAGCUCCGGCAGCCGCCCCGGGACGUGCCGCCUGACGCGCGCAACCUCACCAUCGUGGGCGCCAACCUGACCGUGCUGCGCGCGGCUGCCUUCGCGGGAGGGGACGAGGAGGCGACGGACGGAGUGCGCCUACCGCUCCUCACCGCGCUGCGCCUCACACACAACAACAUCGAGGUGGUGGAGGACGGUGCCUUCGACGGGCUGCCCAGCCUGGCAGCACUCGACCUAAGCCACAACCCGCUGCGCUCCCUGGGCUCCCGCGCCUUUCGCGGGCUGCCUGCGCUGCGCUCACUACAGCUCAAUCACGCGCUGGCUCGGGGCAGCCCAGGGAUGCUGGAUGCACUGGACGCCGCUCUGGCCCCCCUGGCCGAGCUGCGCCUGCUGGGCUUGGCAGGCAACGCGCUGAGCCGCCUGCCACCCGCCGCGCUGCGCCUGCCGCGCCUGGAGCAGCUGGACGCGCGUGUCAACGCGCUGGUCGGCCUGGGCCCCGACGAGCUGCGCGCGCUCGAGCGCGAUGGCGACUUGCCCCAGCCGCGCCUUCUGCUAGCAGACAACCCACUGAGCUGCGGGUGCACCUCGCGCCCCCUGCUGGCCUGGCUGCACAACGCCACUGAGCGCGUACCCGACGCGCGCCGCCUGCGCUGCGCUUCCCCGCGCGUACUGCUCGACAGGCCUCUGAUGGAUCUGGACGAGGCGCGGCUAGGUUGCUCCGACGGCGAUGCACACGAGCGCGGGGAAGAGGUAGAUGUCGCCGGCCCGGAGUUAGAAGCCUCUUACGUCUUCUUCGGGCUGGUGCUGGCGCUCAUCGGCCUCAUCUUCCUCAUGGUGCUCUACCUAAACCGCCGUGGCAUCCAGCGCUGGAUGCGCAACUUGCGCGAGGCCUGCAGGGACCAGAUGGAAGGCUACCACUACCGCUAUGAGCAGGAUGCAGACCCGCGCCGCGCGCCUGCUCCGGCCGCCCCUGCCGGUUCCCGGGCCACUUCUCCAGGCUCGGGUCUCUGAGCAUCUCCUCCCUGGUGGGAGGCUGUUCCUCCUGGUAGCUGAUGACUUUACUGGGGCCAUGCAGCCUUUCCCUGCCUGGCCUGGACCCUGGAGAUAACAUACUCGCGAGUUUGGAUCUCUGAGACCUUUGGAUCAAUCGUAGUAUCUCUCAUACCGAAAUUCCAAGGUGUACUCUUUCCCUGGCCUUAGAGUUUCCAGAUCAAAAACCCAGAUCUGUUUCCAGAAACAAAGCCUGCCUGCCAGUCUGGACCAUUGAAAUUCCUUCUCCCUAUCCAGGCUCACCCAAAGACCCUGCUCUUCCAUUUCUCCACCACUCUACAUGCGUUGAGCCAGACACCCUGGCUAGAUUGCACUGACCCCUGUGCCCGGCUAGGAGACCUCAGUCCCUUUCUCAGAGUCCAGGGGAUCUACCCUUCUGUUUUCUUUGGAAAGUUUUUAUGAAGUUUGAGCCUUUUGUCCCACCCUCAGAACUCUGGGCUCUCCAUCAUGUAACUCACAUGUGAAGCCUCUAUGGUUUCAGUGACCUCUAGUCUGAUGUGCUUCAUACCCUGGUUCUAGCUCAGACCUUCCAUUCCUUGGCCCUGGCUGGGUCUCAGCGCCAGCCUUGUCUCUCUCAUCCCAGAGGCAAGCCUUGGAGUAGAUCCAUCCUUAGCCUUUCUGUUGGGGCUCUAAUGUCCCAACACUCAGUGUUUGUCCUCGAUCUGAAACUCAGCUCUUCACCCCAGUCACUUUCAUGCCCUCAUUCAAGACUUAGGCUCUCAGUUCCCUUGGCAUACAUCGCUAGCACUUUUACCAUUCAUCAAUCAGGGGCCAGAAAGGACUCUCCCUGUGGUGGGGUGCUACUCACUGUCCUUCUAGAAGAAGUUCUCCCAUCCUUCAGGACAAGUAAAAGCACCCCCAUAGCAUAUAGGCAGACUCUAGUGAGGGAAGGAGUGGUGGGGUGAGCAGGGUUUCCAAACCAGGGUCACUAGUCUGUCAGGAAAAGUGAGGCUUGGAAUUGCUGCCCAUCCAGUCCUCUGUGUUCCCCCACUACAUGGUCCUCCCCUGGGAACUCCUUGCUACCACCUCUCAUGCCUUCUGGAAGGAAAUAGAGUCUGACCUCUUGUCUCAGUCUUAGUCGGAAGCUUUCCUGGUCAAGGUCAUGGCCUCAGUGCCCUGCCUUCUGCAUGAUCCCGAAGCACAAUGGUGAGUGAGGAGGGACCGCCUCCCUGCCUCUCACCCUAAGUCAGGCAGAAUGGCAGGCCUGUGCUGCCUCCGCACAGGACGUCUUCCUCCUCUGUGUAUUGGCUUUGAGGCCCGCCUUCCCACCCUCAACUGAGAAAUCUGGACCUCCCUUGGGCUGUUUUCUAUAAAGUCUGCAAUAAUCUCUGA